AUGGGAUAUUAGGCUUAUUAACCACCAAUAGAUACAAAACAUUACAGUAACUUAGCAAUUGUAUUAACAUUUAUUGGAUUCUGUUUCCUAUCAUAUUUUGUUAUGUAAUUAUAACAUUAAACAUAUUAGCUACCAAAUUACAUAGAAUAAAUAAUAAAGAUCAUUAACCAAAGAAUUAUCAGUUGGCUUAUUUGCUUCAUUAUUUUUAUCCUCUGGGACACUAUUUAGUUUUUUAGCUUUGGGAUUGUAUUUUUGA
Messenger RNA from Paramecium sonneborni, 256 nucleotides. The record is from the annotation of a GenBank genome assembly. Lineage: Eukaryota; Ciliophora; Oligohymenophorea; Peniculida; Parameciidae.